AUUUUUAGCAAUAUUUUAAAAAACUUAGCAGAAUCUGAGAAGAAAUACAUAUAUAUCUCGGCUGUUAGUGUGAUGCGCAUUCAGUGACUACAUUCCGAAGUGUAACUACCACAAAUUGGAGAAUAUUUGUUGGUGCGACGGAAAUUCAGUGAAAACACAUUUAAUGCUAUAAUUACUGCGGACUAAAAAAUACAAACGUCAAAAUGGCUAUGUCCAAAACCACCAAUACUUAUAAUCGCCAGAACUGGGAAGAUGCAGAAUUUCCAAUUCUCUGCCAAACGUGUCUCGGUGAUAACCCCUACGUGCGUAUGAUUAAGGAGCGUUUUGGCAAGGAGUGCAAAAUAUGCACGCGCCCGUUUACAAUAUUCCGUUGGUGUCCAGGAGCACGUAUGCGUUUUAAGAAGACCGAAAUUUGUCAAACUUGUGCGCGCUUGAAAAAUGUUUGCCAAACUUGUCUGCUUGACUUGGAGUAUGGCUUGCCCAUACAAGUGCGCGAUGCAGCAUUAAAAGUGGUUGACUCGUUGCCACAAAGCGAUGUCAACAAGGAAUAUUACAUACAAAAUAUUGAUAGAGAAUUAGCGGACGGCGAUGGUACAGAGGCAGCUGGAACUGUUGGACGCUCCUUAGCUGCCAACGAAAUGCUUUCAAAAUUAGCACGUACUGCACCAUAUUACAAACGUAAUCGACCACACAUAUGUUCGUUUUGGGUAAAGGGUGAAUGCAAACGUGGUGAGGAAUGCCCUUACCGUCAUGAUAAGCCUAACGAACCAGACGAUCCGCUUUGUGAACAAAAUAUCAAAGAUCGCUACUAUGGUCGAAAUGAUCCAGUAGCUGAAAAAAUAAUGAAACGGGCAGCUUCUUUGCCAACACUUGAACCACCGGAAGAUCGUAAUAUCACUACACUGUACGUGGGUAAUUUACCAGAAGAGAUAACAGAACCUGAAUUACGUGAUCAUUUCUAUCAAUACGGUGAAAUACGCUCGAUAGCAUUAGUGCCACGCCAACAGUGCGCCUUUGUUCAGUACACAAAACGUUCAGCAGCUGAAUUGGCUGCAGAGCGCAGUUUCAAUAAGUUGGUAUUCCAAGGUCGUAAAGCAACUAUUAAAUGGGCACAUUCUCAAGCAAAACAAGUAACUGUUGCCAAAACGGACAGACGCUUCGAUCCAAGUACAGUACCACCAGUGCCGCCAGGCAAUCCUAAUGAUUUCUUCAAUUUACAACAAGAGCAAGUUUCAGUACUACCACCUGGUAUGAAAUUGCAUCAGAUCCCACCAAGCCUAAUACCAGCUUCUUAUCAGAUGUACUCACAAGCAUAUGCUGCACCAUACUCAGGACUACCCUCAACAUCAACAACAGCCGGUAUCAACACAAUAUCACCGCCAGCACCUGGACAAGUACGGUACCCUAGCCAAGAUCCUAGCCGCUUGGGUGCAGUUAAAAAAUGACCAAUUGAGAAGAGUUCAACAACUAAAGCCUCUGAGGAUUUUCAUAUGUAAUGUCUCUUUUAUUGUAAUUUUAUACAAUUUAAUAAAAUAAGUACAUUAUUAUGUUGAAUCCAAAAGAUUUUAAAAAAUAAAGCUUAUUUCU
Molecule: messenger RNA, 1587 nt
Organism: Teleopsis dalmanni
Lineage: Eukaryota; Metazoa; Arthropoda; Insecta; Diptera; Diopsidae
Product: pre-mRNA-splicing factor RBM22-like
Exons: 2
Coding region: 204-1445 (413 amino acids)
Cellular component (GO): U2-type catalytic step 1 spliceosome; U2-type catalytic step 2 spliceosome; Prp19 complex
Molecular function (GO): metal ion binding; U6 snRNA binding; pre-mRNA binding
Source: RefSeq, a predicted model, not a curated record